UUAAACGUACCAUGGACCCGAAGCCAUGAGUUCAAUCUCUUUACAUUCAUUUUUACACUAAAUAGAGAAUACACUUCUCGAUAUUGAACAAAGUCGAUCAAUCGAAUAUUAAUUUCAAUUUGCAUCGUGAAUGGAUAGUAGAAAGUGUUGAAAUAAUUUGAAGAAUUGGUGAUGUAUACUAUAACCUAACUGAAAAUAAAAACUGCGAACGUUAGGACUUUAAAAACGUGUCGUUUAAUUUAAAAACAAUAGUCUAAAUAUGGAUCUUAAGAAUUUGAGAAAUUUGAAGGAUUUUCUACUUCUGUAUAACCAAAUAUCUGAAAGGUGUUUCAAACGAUGUAUGAAUACAUUUCUUUCGGGAGACGUUUCUAUCGACGAGGAUGUAUGUAUAAAAAAAUGUUUGGAAAAACACAUUAAUGGAAAUUAUAAAAUGAUGUCUGUAUUUAUGGAAGUUGAACCUGUUUUUACAAAGAAGAAGAUAGAAGAAGUUCAAAAAGCUCAGGCAGCUUUAGAAGCACAAAGGGAAAACAAUGUUCCUGAGAAUGUUACAUAAUUGAUAUUAUGCAAAUUAACCAAAUUUUCCAUUGUGUAUUUUAUAGGAUUAAUCAACCUUAAAAUAGUUUCCCAAAUUGACAAAUAUUUUAUAUGUACAUUUCACAUUGUAUAAAUAGUACUUAUUAGCCAUUAUUACUUGUAUUAAUACAUCAUAAGAUCAUUUUAA
Colletes gigas is the source of this 721-nucleotide messenger RNA. RefSeq names its product mitochondrial import inner membrane translocase subunit Tim10B. Gene Ontology annotation, cellular component: mitochondrial intermembrane space chaperone complex. NCBI's taxonomy places the organism in Eukaryota, Metazoa, Arthropoda, Insecta, Hymenoptera, Colletidae. The coding region runs from base 260 to 553 and encodes 97 amino acids. The transcript has 3 exons. The record is from RefSeq and is a predicted model, not a curated record.